AUGGCGACGCAACGUAUAUUAACAGAGCUUCCGUAUACCGGUGAAAACAGCAUUGCCGUAUAUUCAAUCAUACCGAAGCGCAUUGCCUUCGACCCUUCGUUGCCAGUACCGUCCGAACCUGGGCCUGGUACGCCGCCACCAUCGCCUCCGCCUACUGUGUCGUCUCCUGUUGUGGCCUCGGAACCCAAGCGCAAAGCCAAGAAAGCCGUCUCGCCAGCGCCAGCGGCAAAGAAAGCUUGUGUCAAGAAGGCUCCUCGUGUUGGGAAGUUCGGUCCGAGAGACGGACCCUCUGGUGUCCGGAAGAACUAA
This is a messenger RNA of Recurvomyces mirabilis, 309 nucleotides long. RefSeq lists its product as uncharacterized. The record is from RefSeq and is a predicted model, not a curated record. Bases 1 to 309 code for a protein of 102 amino acids. NCBI's taxonomy places the organism in Eukaryota, Fungi, Ascomycota, Dothideomycetes, Mycosphaerellales, Teratosphaeriaceae. The transcript is spliced from 2 exons.